GGAGGUUUAAAUGACAGCCGCACGGCGCGUGUUUCGGUGCUGGUGACCCAGGGACACGGCAGGCGUGUGGAGGCUCCUGGCCUUUCUAACAGUGCAGGUUUCAUUGGUUUCUGUUCGUCAGACGCAGUUUCUCACCUCCCACAGCCUUACACGCAGCUCUGUUUACAGUUUACAUUUGCAGCCAUGUUUAAGACCAGUAGCGAAGACUUGCUUCUGCCUUCACCUGAGCUACUGGACAGCAUGCAGUCUGUGGAGGAAUCUGACGGUGACUGUGGUGGAAGCACCGUAUCGUUGGCCGAAGCCCUGCUCCCUGUGACAGAGUCCUCACCACCCCUGAUCCCCUGGGUCUGUUCAACCCGCUACAAGACGGAGCUCUGCACCAGUUACUCAGAUGAUGGUUUCUGCAAGUAUGCCGAGCGCUGCCAGUUUGCCCACGGCCUCCACGAACUCCAUGUUCCCUCCCACCAUCCAAAGUACAAGACGGAGUUGUGUCGCAGCUACCACACAGGUGGCUACUGCUACUAUGGCAACCGUUGCCUGUUUGUCCACAGUCCCACAGAGCAGCGCCCCAACCUCCGUCGUCGCAGGAACGUCCCAUGCCGCACCUUCCGUGCCUUCGGGAUUUGUCCCUUUGGAACCCGCUGUAACUUCCUGCAUGUGGAGGGUAAAGAUGAAGAUGGCCGUCACGAUUUGGCCAAUGUUGGUGAAAAGACCUCACUUGUGCAAAACCCCCAGCGCCAUCAAAAGACCAAGGGGUGGAAACCUCGAGGGGCUCUGUGCCGCACCUUCAGCGCCUUUGGUUUCUGCCUGUACGGAACCCGCUGUCACUUCCAGCACGGCCUCCCUGACAGGAUAAAACCCUCCAGUCAACACAAAGGGUUGCUGUCCACAUGCGCUUCACGUUUACCUUCUGCAUCAGACUCUUCAGCCUCAUCUCCUCCACCCACCACCCCAGAAGCACCAGCACACAAUGCUUUCACCUUCUCCAGUCAGCACUUAAAUGAUCUGCUCCUGCCACUGGCCCUCCACCUGCAGAAGCUGGAGAGCACAAAGGGCCAGGAGAUCUGGGCCAACAGGAUGCUCUAAACUCAUUCAAUCAGAAUUGCUGCUGAAGACCUUUUUUUCUUCUUUUUUUUUUUUCUCUUUUAUGUAAUUAGCCCCACUUUAUCCCAAGGUUUUUUGUAUACAUGUUCUAUUUGACUUGAGCUUGUUUCAGAAGGCCCAAGCAGGCCUUGGCAAACAUGACUGUUCAGUCAUGGAUCAGUCUGGAGUAGCUCUGGAAAGAGAAUCUUACAGGUGCAGCUAUAUGUGUAAUAUUUUUAAUUGUACAUGGCUAUAUGUCUGCCCAAAGCACUGUAAAUAAACCAUGUUUCUUUUUUUU
This is a messenger RNA of Oreochromis niloticus (Nile tilapia), 1381 nucleotides long. It is a transcript of the gene cth1, whose product is annotated as cysteine three histidine 1. The record is from RefSeq and is a predicted model, not a curated record. The coding region runs from base 184 to 1086 and encodes 300 amino acids. Lineage: Eukaryota; Metazoa; Chordata; Actinopteri; Cichliformes; Cichlidae. Gene Ontology annotation, molecular function: mRNA binding; metal ion binding. The transcript has 2 exons.